AUGGGAAUUUUCGUUCAUACCGAGUCCAUCGCACAGAGGAAUCGACAAAACUUCAUUUACAGCGCUUGCCGACGGGGACGCCACUUCGAGUUUCAACAUUUGAUACUGUACGUGCGAUCUGACGCAGCUCUCGGUGGUCAAAAGAGAGCUCGUGAAAUUGUUCGUGCAACUAGCGAUACGGAGCAAAAAGGCAGCACAUCCGAGGAAAACAGCACGUGUUCGGAUGUUAGCUUUGUGGUGACGGAAACGGAAUCCGACGACACGUCUACCGACGAACAGAUCUCCACUGAAGACAAUGCAUCUAAUUCUACUGGCUCUGAACAAGAUGACUCGCAAAUUUCUCGUCCUGAUGCUCAGCCAGAGACAAUAGAGAAAAAUGGUGUUGUAUGGACAUCACAAAAGUCUAUGCGAGGCGUCUAA
Messenger RNA from Adineta ricciae, 420 nucleotides. The record is from the annotation of a GenBank genome assembly. NCBI's taxonomy places the organism in Eukaryota, Metazoa, Rotifera, Eurotatoria, Adinetida, Adinetidae.